Nerophis lumbriciformis (worm pipefish) is the source of this 3063-nucleotide messenger RNA. Lineage: Eukaryota; Metazoa; Chordata; Actinopteri; Syngnathiformes; Syngnathidae. The record is from RefSeq and is a predicted model, not a curated record.
AUGCCCAACAGCAGUCGGACGGGGAGCCUGAAGGAUCCCGAAAUUGCUGAGCUCUUCUUCAAGGAAGACCCGGAGAAGCUGUUCUCAGACCUGCGCGAGAUAGGACAUGGCAGCUUCGGCGCCGUAUAUUUUGCACAGGAUGUGCGAACAAGCGAGGUGGUGGCCAUUAAAAAGAUGUCUUACAGUGGAAAACAGUCCAAUGAGAAAUGGCAAGACAUAAUCAAAGAGGUGAAAUUCCUGCGGAGAAUAAAACACCCUAAUAGCAUCGAGUACAAAGGAUGUUAUUUGCGAGAGCACACAGCUUGGUUGGUGAUGGAGUAUUGUCUAGGCUCUGCUUCAGAUCUGUUAGAGGUGCACAAGAAACCCCUACAAGAGGUUGAAAUUGCUGCAAUUACCCACGGUGCUCUUCAAGGUUUGGCCUAUCUUCACUCCCAUAAGAUGAUUCACCGAGAUAUCAAGGCAGGAAAUAUCUUGCUGACGGAGCCAGGCCAGGUGAAACUCGCUGAUUUCGGAUCAGCCUCCAUCGCAUGCCCUGCCAACUCAUUUGUUGGCACGCCAUAUUGGAUGGCACCAGAGGUGAUAUUGGCUAUGGAUGAAGGCCAGUAUGAUGGCAAGGUGGACAUCUGGUCUUUGGGAAUAACCUGCAUUGAACUAGCUGAGAGGAAGCCUCCACUGUUCAAUAUGAAUGCAAUGAGUGCCUUAUACCACAUAGCACAGAAUGAGAGCCCCAUGCUGCAGUCCAGUGACUGGACAGAUUAUUUCCGAAACUUUGUAGAUUCUUGCCUUCAAAAAAGUCCGCAAGAUCGGCCAAACUCUGAGGAGCUUUUAAAGCACGCGUUUGUUCAACGUGAACGUCCUGGAUCGGUUCUAAUAGACCUAAUAAAUCGGACGAAAGAUGCAGUGCGGGAACUGGAUAAUUUGCAGUAUCGCAAAAUGAAGAAGAUCUUGUUUCAUGAAGCUCACAAUGGGCCCACAAUUGAAGCUCCGGAUGAGGAGGAGGAGCCAGAACACAGCGUGAGCAGAACUGGCACCGUGAACAGUGUGGGGAGCAACCAGUCCAUUCCCAGUAUGUCCAUUAGUGCCAGCUCCCAAAGCAGCUCUGUCAACAGCCUGACGGACGCCGGCGACGACAAAAGCGAGGUUGACAUGGAGGGGGACCACACUGUUAUGUCUAACAGCUCGGUCAUCCAUCUUAAACCGGAAAAAGCAACAUACAACAAAGAUUCAGAACCCAUCACCCGGUCAGCUGAGCCUCAGUCCCAGCCUGCCAACGCCCCACGGCCAAAACGGAACAGAGAACACUUUGCCACUAUACGCACAGCCUCAGUGCUAACUCGGCAGAUUAAAGAGCACGAGCAGGACUCGGAACUAAGGGAACAGAUCUUGGGCUACAAGCGCAUGCGUCGGCAGCACCAGAAACAGCUGAUGGCACUAGAGAACAAGCUGAAGGCGGAGAUGGAUGAGCACAGACUUCGCCUGGAUAAGGAGCUGGAGAACCAAAGGAAUGGCUUUGCUCAGGAGAUGGAGAAGCUAAUAAAGAAGCACCAGGGGUCGAUGGAAAAGGAUACAAAAACAUUCAGCAACGAUGAGAAGAAAUUUCACCAACACAUCCAGAGCCAGCAGAAGAAGGAACUCAACAGCUUCCUUGAAUCACAGAAACGGGAGUACAAACUUCGCAAGGAACAACUGAAAGAGGAGCUAAAUGAAAACCAGUCAACACCCAAGAAGGAAAAGCAGGAGUGGUUGUCCAAGCAGAAAGAGAACUUCCAGCACUUCCAAGCAGAAGAGGAGGCAAACCUGCAACGCAGACAAAGGCAAUAUCUAGAAUUGGAGUCGCGCAGGUUCAAGCGGAGGAUCUUGAUUGCACGCCAUAACAUUGAGCAGGAUCUAGUUCGGGAGGAGCUGAACAAACGUCAGACCCAGAAGGACCUGGAGCAUGCUAUGCUCCUGCGGCACCACGAGUCCAUGCAAGAGCUGGAGUUCCGUCAGCUCAACACCAUCCAAAGGACGCGGGCUGACCUCAUCCGCCUACAGCACCAGACAGAACUCACCAACCAGCAAGAGUAUAACAAGAGGCGAGAAAGAGAGCUGAGACGCAAGCAUGUAAUGGAGGUUCGCCAGCAACCCAAGAGCCUCAAGUCCAAAGAGCUACAGAUCAAGAAGCAAUUCCAAGACACCUGCAAGAUCCAAACCCGACAAUACAAGGCACUGAGGAAUCACCUGCUGGAGACCACACCAAAGUCUGAACACAAGGCUGUGCUGAAGCGCCUCAAGCAGGAGCAACACCGCAAACUCGCUAUCUUGGCCGAGCAAUAUGAUCACUCUAUCAACGAGAUGCUGUCAACUCAGGCGCUCCGUUUGGAUGAGACGCAAGAGUCCCAAUGUCAGGGCUUGAGAAUGCAGCUUCAGCAAGAGUUGGAGCUUCUGAACGCAUAUCAAAGCAAGAUCAAGAUGCAGACAGAUGCGCAGCAUGAGCGUGAGAGAAAGGAUCUGGAGCAAAGGGUGUCGCUACGUAGAGCCUUGCUGGAACAAAAGAUCGAAGAGGAGAUGAUGUCCUUGCAGAACGAUCGCUCAGAACAAAUCCGCAGCUUGCUGGAACGUCAAGCGCGAGAGGUGGAAGCGUUCGACUCUGAGAGUAUGCGCCUGGGCUUCAGUAACAUGGUGCUAUCAAACGUCUCGCCAGAGGCCCUUAGUCACAGCUUUCCUGGGUCACCUUCAAGUUGGGGUGUUCAUCUUCAGCAGCAGCAGUCACCUUCAGGGAGCUUCCACGGAUCACACUGGAGUGGCGGCAGCUUGGGCGCCGGGUCGAGCCGCCCAGGCAGUGGUUGCCACUAUCACUCCAGUCCCAGCGGGCAGCAGAGCUGGGGCCAUGGCAUGCAGGGAGGCGGGACUCCACAGCAAUGGGGCCACGCAUCAGUGGUAUCCCGCAGCGGAGGCGGUGCGCAGAACAGCCCCCAAGGCCUGGGGAGGACACCACCCGGAAGCCACGGCGAGCAGGGGAUGAGCAGGAGCACCAGCGUCACCUCGCAAAUAUCCAACGGGUCCCACCUAUCCUAUACAUAG